UUCCUCUUCCUUUGCUUCAAACAACUCAACAAUGGCGAUCAGAAAAUCAUCCAAGCUCCCUCAGACAGCCGUUCUGAAGCAAAUCCUGAAGCGAUGUUCCAGUCUAGGCAAGAAACACGGCGGCUACGACGACGUACCCAAAGGCCACUUCGCCGUUUACGUCGGCGAGAACAGGAGCAGGUACAUUGUCCCCAUCUCGUUCUUGACUCACCCCGAGUUCCAGUGCUUGCUUCGACGAGCCGAGGAAGAGUUCGGGUUCGACCACGAUAUGGGACUCACCAUCCCUUGUGAAGAAGUCGUUUUUCGAUCUCUCACUUCCAUGCUUAGAUGAACCAAAAAAAAAAAGACAAUUAGUUGUUAUUAGGAGAAUGGGAGCUUUCCUUUUGGAGAAGAUGAAGAUGGCGAAGAGAGAAGCAUCUUAUAUACCUUCUCUUUUUUCUCUUUUUUUUAACAUCGAUUCUUCUCUUUUUCCCCCUACUAUUUUGAACCCAUUAAUCUGGGUUUUUUUUCUCCUUGAUGUGACUCCAACUUAGCCCAAGAACUAUGAAGUUUUUUUUUCUGGGUUUAAUAAUUUGUACAAAGUAUGUUUCUUCACUGUUCAUGGCUGUUAACAUUGCUGUGAGAGAAGUUUAAUGGUUUUAUGAAAGUAUUAUUAUCCU
This is a messenger RNA of Hibiscus syriacus, 659 nucleotides long. Its product is annotated as auxin-responsive protein SAUR50-like. The transcript is spliced from 2 exons. NCBI's taxonomy places the organism in Eukaryota, Viridiplantae, Streptophyta, Magnoliopsida, Malvales, Malvaceae. Gene Ontology annotation, biological process: response to auxin. The record is from RefSeq and is a predicted model, not a curated record. The coding region runs from base 32 to 331 and encodes 99 amino acids.